Messenger RNA from Polypterus senegalus (gray bichir), 6079 nucleotides. It is a transcript of the gene megf6b, whose product is annotated as multiple EGF-like-domains 6b. NCBI's taxonomy places the organism in Eukaryota, Metazoa, Chordata, Cladistia, Polypteriformes, Polypteridae. The record is from RefSeq and is a predicted model, not a curated record. Bases 162 to 4958 code for a protein of 1598 amino acids. Gene Ontology annotation, molecular function: calcium ion binding; protein binding; scavenger receptor activity. The transcript has 38 exons.
UCGGGAUACUCCGAACAGAAAAGGUUGGGAAAUUAAGAAGAAAGUAGGCACGCUGUCCCGGUAUAAGGACAACGUUGAGCAGGUCUGUGGAAGGUGUCUGCUGAAGGCGAAUUCGGAUGCUUAUGUGCGCGUAAGGAGGAAGGCGCACGGGCACGGGAGCCAUGGAUCGGCAUCGCGCGGGUGUUUGUGUUUUCCUGAUAUUUGGGGCUCUGGCUGCGAGAUUCGGCGCGAGGGCGCUGCAGCCCUACAUGCCCAAUGUCUGUGCAGAGAAGCAGCUGAAUGUUGUGGGACACAUGAAGCCUUGUGUGCAAGCUUUCACACGCAUGGUGAAAGUGUGGAAGCAAGGCUGCACAGGGCAACUGUGGUGUGUUGGCUAUGAGAGGAGGACUGCAUAUUACACUGCUUACCGACAGGUGUACAGACAGGAAUACCAGACCAUCUAUAAGUGUUGCCCUGGGUGGACUCAGCUGAAUGGCGAAGCAGGCUGUCUAUACCCUGUCUGCAGUUAUGGAGUUUGCUUCAAUGGGGGGCACUGCUCUGUAGGAACAUCUCAGUUAUGCCAGUGCCCAUCUGGUUUUAAUGGACCCAGCUGUCAGUAUGAUGUGAACGAAUGUGAAGAGACCAACGGCGGCUGUGAAGGACAGUGUUGUAACACCAUUGGUAGCUUCUAUUGCAAGUGUGCAGAUGGACUUCAACUGAUGAGUGAUGGGAAACAAUGCCAAGAUGUGGAUGAGUGUCAAGUCCAUAAUGGUGGUUGCCAGGAUCGCUGUGUGAAUACGCCAGGCUCAUAUUACUGUGAGUGCAAACCAGGAUCACGUUUGCACACCGAUGGACGGACCUGCAUUGCUGUCAACUCAUGCUCCAUAAGUAAUGGUGGCUGUGAGCAGGAAUGUGUGCAGCUCUCUUUGGCACACUACCAAUGUCGCUGUCGAGCAAACUACCAACUCAGGGAGGAUGGCAAGCACUGCAAGUUGAAGGACCCAUGUGCCAACCGAAAUGGAGGCUGCAUGCAACAGUGUGUCAAUGAAGGAGGUGUAGGUCGAUGCCAGUGCCACACUGGCUAUCGCCUGGCUGCCGACAACAAGACCUGUGUCGAUAUUAAUGAGUGCACUUCAGGCCUGGCCCUGUGUUCUCACAGCUGCCGUAACACACGAGGAUCAUUUGCUUGUAUUUGCAACCCUGGAUAUGAGCUGGGGGCUGAUGGCAAGCAAUGCUACCGUAUUGAGAUGGAGAUUGUUAAUAGCUGUGAAACUAACAAUGGAGGCUGCUCCCACCAUUGCCGCCAUGCUACUGGAGGUCCUGUCUGUAGUUGCAACCAGGGCUACAAGCUGGAUGAUGACCAGAAGACCUGCAUUGAUAUUGAUGAAUGUGAAAAUGGCGAGGCUUGCUGUGAACAAGGUUGCACCAACUCCCCAGGAGGAUAUGAAUGCUAUUGUGCUGCUGGUUUCCAACUCCAUGUGGACGGCUGCAGUUGUGAUGACGUGGAUGAAUGUCUUUCAGAAAAUGGAGGCUGUGAUCAUAUCUGUCAGAACACAGUGGGCUCCUUCCAGUGCUACUGCGAGAUUGGCCACAAGCUAGAUGAAGAUCGACAGUCGUGCAUUCCUUUGGAGGACACAUUGGAAAUCCUGAAUGGUCGGCGGCCUGUGGAAAGGCCUAUCCCACAGGUGACUUUGCUAAGGGAGGAGUUCACACCAUUCUUUGAAAGUGAGCCAGAGUAUGAUGAGAGUGAGGGGGAGCUGCGAGGAGAGCACACUCUGACAGAAAAGUUUGUGUGUCUGGAUGACACGUUUGGCCCUGACUGCAGCCUGACCUGUGAGGACUGCUCCAAUGGUGGGAGGUGCAACCCUCAGAAGGAUGGCUGUGACUGUCCUGAUGGCUGGACUGGUGUAAUCUGCAACCAGACUUGCCCUGAGGGAACCUUUGGCAGGAACUGCAGCUUUACCUGCAAGUGCAAAAAUGGGGCUACGUGUGACCCCAUCUCCGGACGCUGUCGCUGCCCCCCUGGUGUGAGUGGAGAAGUCUGUGAGGAUGGCUGCCCCAAAGGAUUCUUUGGAAAGCACUGUAAUAAAAAAUGUAACUGCGCAAACAAUGGACGCUGCCACCGUACAUAUGGAGCCUGCCUGUGUGACCCGGGACUCUAUGGGCGUUUCUGUCACUUGCCAUGUCCAAAAUGGGCAUUUGGAGCAGGCUGCUCAGAGGAGUGCCAGUGUGUGCCACAACACACUCUGGAAUGCAAUCGCAGAGAUGGCAGCUGCGUCUGUAAACCUGGUUACCAGGGAGCAACCUGUCAGAAAGAGUGUAGCAGUGGCUCCUAUGGAACUGGCUGUAGAAGCAAAUGCAGUUGUCCAUCAGAGGUGCCAUGUGAUCAUGUGACCGGAGAGUGCAGAAGGCAGUGUCCUGCUGGCUAUCAUGGCAAGGACUGUGCUGAAGUAUGCCCUCCGGGGCGCUUUGGUCUAAACUGCUCGAGCUCCUGUGAGUGCCAUGGAUCUCCUUGUGACAGAGUGACCGGAGCAUGCAAUUGCACAGCUGGGCAGAUGGGUCUGCACUGUGAGAAGGAAUGUCCGGAUGGCCACUGGGGCAUUGGAUGCCUGCAGACCUGCUUGCCUUGUGUGAACGGAGGGAUUUGUGAUAAGUUUUCUGGCAGCUGCACAUGCCCCCCUGGAUUCAUUGGAAAUCUUUGCCAGAACAAGUGUCCUCCUGGACGUUUCGGUCAAGGCUGUCUAUUGCACUGCUCCUGUGAGAAUGAUGGUAGCUGUGAUGCAGUCACUGGUCGGUGUACCUGCGCUCCUGGCUGGACAGGUCACAACUGCAGAAGAGCCUGUGAUGCUGGACACUGGGGACCAGACUGUGUCAACAUGUGUAAAUGUAAGAACAGUGAUGGGAGCUGCAACAUGGUCACAGGACAGUGCAUCUGUGAGGCGGGCUACACAGGUCACCACUGCGAUCAGAAAUGUCCCCAAGGUUUUUUUGGUCUGGGCUGCCGUCACCGGUGCCAAUGUGAAAAUGACGCCUCCUGUGACACUGUGAGUGGGGCAUGCACCUGCCUGCCAGGCUGGACUGGAACCUACUGCGAGAAACAGUGUCCUGAGGGCUUCUAUGGUUUGGAAUGCAGGAAAAAGUGCAGAUGUUUCAAUUCUGGACGCUGUGACCCCCUGACAGGAUUGUGUAACUGCCCAGCUGGCUGGUCAGGAUCACAUUGUGAUUUCUCUUGUCCUCCAGGCUUCUAUGGCGAGGGGUGCAACAUGACAUGCACUUGUCACAAUGGGGCAGUUUGUGAUACAGUUACCGGUCAGUGUAUCUGUGAACCAGGCUGGAUGGGGUCAACCUGCCAACAAGCAUGCCCCCCUGGCUUCUAUGGUGCACAUUGCCAGCACCCCUGCCUGUGUCAAAACAAAGGGAUCUGUCAUCAUGUGAGUGGCCAAUGCACAUGUCCUUAUGGCUGGACAGGACUGGCCUGUGAGCUGGAGUGUCCCCAGGGCCAUUUUGGAGUGGACUGCCAGCAGACUUGCGAGUGUCAGAAUGGAGGCCUGUGUGACCGUCAGAGUGGACAGUGCACAUGUCCAGCAGGUUGGAUUGGGAAGAAGUGUCAGACAGCUUGUCCAGCUGGGACCUUUGGAAAAGACUGCAGUGAGCAAUGUGACUGUGAACAUGGCGAUUCCUGCAAUCACGUUACAGGCAUCUGUCUGUGCCCCCGAGGCUGGAGAGGAAGAAACUGUGAGAAAGCCUGCUUACCUGGCUUUUAUGGGGAAGGUUGUACAAGCCACUGCAAUUGCCCUUCUGGAACGUCCUGCAACCACAUCACCGGAGAGUGUGGCUGCCCACCUGGAUUCACUGGCAGCGGCUGUGAACACACAUGCCUGCCAGGAACCUACGGGCAGAACUGCAACCAAGUUUGCCAGUGCUCAGAAGGAAACCAGCAUUGCCACCCUGUCACUGGUGUAUGCUAUUGUGCACCAGGAUUCCAUGGCAGUGCCUGCCAAUUCAGCUGCUCAGAUGGCUGGUAUGGAUCUAACUGUGAACAUAAGUGUCAGUGUUUGAAUGGAGGACGUUGUGAGGCCACCACAGGAUCCUGUGAGUGCCCAGCGGGCUACAUGGGCGCUGACUGCAACACAAAAUGCCCUGCCGGGUACUUUGGGGAGGACUGUGCUCAAGUCUGCUCCUGUGUGGGGGGAAGUCACUGUGACCACGUGACUGGAAGCUGUAUCUGUCCACCCGGAAGGAUGGGUCUGCGCUGUGAGGAAGGGUGUCCCGCAGGAAGGUUUGGCGUUGGCUGCCAGUCGUUGUGCUCCUGCCAGAACAGUGGGCUGUGUGAACCCGUCACUGGAAACUGCACAUGUGGCUUGGGCUGGACUGGCUUAUAUUGUGAGGCAGAGUGCCCCCUCGGAAGAUACGGAGCUGAUUGCCAGCACUUGUGUUUAUGUCAGAACAAUGGCACAUGUGACAGAGUGACAGGAUGCUGCCAGUGUGCCCCAGGUUAUUAUGGGCACUCAUGUGAAUAUGACUGCCCACCAGGCUUUUAUGGAACCAACUGCUAUCAGUCCUGUAACUGCACCAACAGCGCUACUUGUGAUCCAGUCUCUGGUCAGUGCCAGUGUCCAGCUGGUUACUAUGGCAGUCACUGCGAGAAAAGCUGUGAGCCAGGUCACUUUGGAGAAGGCUGUCGGCAGACGUGCAACUGCCAUGGAGGAGCACCAUGUGAGCCAGUAGAUGGAACAUGCAUCUGCCCACCUGGGAAAACUGGAAAAAAUUGUGAUACUGAGUGCCAUGCAAAUACAUUUGGUCCUAACUGCUCUCUAACUUGUGAAUGUAACAAAAGUGCUCUGUGCAACACCAAGAAUGGCCGCUGUACCUGUCUGUCUGGUUACCUGGGCUUCACCUGUCUAGAAGGUGGACCUCCCCAGCUACCUCAAUCCUCAGCAGGCUCAAGAAGAACCAAUCGCUCCUUUGCUCCCAUAUAAUCCACUGUAAAACCGUGAACAUUACAAGGAUCUAUACAACUGGGACAAGCAAUGGGAAUGGCCUUCUUUACUGUAUUGGUAUAUAAAUAACACAAAGAAUUAUUAAUGGGCCAAUACUGUAUUAUAGACAUGAGUCAUGUUGGAUUUGGAAACCAAUAAAUACAGCAGUCCCAGUCAACAUUGCCUGAAUAUACUCUGAAGAAAGAAAGUUGGACACUAAAAUUUAAUCAGAUCUAACUUGGCUGACCACAUUACAGGGGUCCAUAAGGAAAAUGAGGCUCAUUGACAGCACUUUAAAGUAGUUCAUCCCAGACACUUUUUGGGAGUGACUCACAGAGGGUGUGCCUCAUGUUUUGAAUUUUAAAAAGUAACUAUUUCUACUCACAAAGACUUGGCCCAGGGUGAAGGAGCCAAAUAUACUAAAUGCAUUUCUACAUUUGAUAAGCACAGUGACUCUUAUCCCUAAAUAACAUUUUUCUCCUAAGACAUUUUAUUUGCAUUCAUGGGAAAGCCAGUGAACCACUCUGAACUCUAAUUCCCCAGACCGUGGCGAUACGCUUGAUUGCCAUUGCCCGCCUUUGGCCAAUGUGGUUGAGGCACAAGCAAGCACUACAAUCUGCUUCCAAUUAGCCACUGCAGUAUUUGCCUGAAACGAUAAGAGGAGACUGACCUGUUACCUAUUUGGGGAAUUGUAGGAAAAGGAAGCAGUGAUUAAGAACUAUUUAUGAUUUCCCUCCUGAAUACAAUGUUGGCUGUUCCACUGAGACUUGGACAGAAGUCCUACAGUGCAAAAUGUGAUGAAAAUGGCAAAUAAUCCUCAUCAAGCCUGAAGUGAACAGGAAGUGUAGAGUCUUCAUUUGGUGACAUGAACUGAAGCUGUUUCUGGGUGCCCUCUGUCUCAUUUAUUUCAUUUUUACUCGAGUGUUGUCAAAAAGACUUUGCUUCAGCACACAAAGCAGCAGGGAGCUGUGUCUUUGGGGCUCAGAACUACUUGACAUUGUACUGUAUGUAUGUAUGUAUUUAUGAAUGUAUGUAAGUACUGUAGUAUUUACUGAUUUUCAACACUUAGUACGUGUAAAGGAAAAAGAAUUAAAACACUCUGGUUAAGAUCUAACCUCAAA